UGUGAGCUCUCUCACCCACCAAAUCUCGCAGCAGGUGCCAGGUGCGGAGGAAUCCAUCCCCAAUUUGCGUUUCUCACUCCCACCACCGCUUCUUCCCGGAUCCCUUGUCCUCCUUGUUUUCCUCUGACCAAAAGCGGGAGCCGCUUCCCGCCACUUGAGCGCGCGGCGAGCUCACCUCGGUCUCAGGCAGUGGCGCCGUGCGGUGCGGGGGGCGCCCGUGCUGCUGGUUUUGCUCCAGGGGAGAAGGGGGCAGAGGGAGCGGAGCAGGUUGGGGACUUGGGGCGUCUGCGUUUUCUUUUGCGGGGCUGUGGGUCAAAAGCGCGGCGCUUUCCGCUCCACCUUCUCACGCCGGAAUCAAAUCGAUGCCCCUCUGAUUUGGUUCGUGGUAUCGGUGCAUGAGCUUGCUCCAAGAGAUCUCCCUUUUGGUUCGGCGUCAGGGGUUCUGUGAGGUCACGCGGUGUCUUCCUCUUGGUGCGGCUCACAUGUCCGGGCGCUUUGAUUUGUGCCUACUGCGCGAGUGAUUCUGCUGCUGUAGCAGCUGUUAGGUGCGCGCGCGUCGUGAUGGGGUGAACUGAAGCGUUCCUCACAGAGCUGGGUGGGUUUAUUUCGCCGCCUGUCUGCUUCCCCGCACCUUGUUCUUGUGCCCAUACUUCUUUGCUUUUGUCACGCCUGAACCGUGUCUUCUUGUAGUAUCUGAGGCUUGGCAGUUGGCAAGUACAUACUGACUAGCAACUUGCUUAGAUAUAAACCGUGUCUGGUGCAGAGCCCAAAGGGGUUGCAAAUAUUUGAUGCAUAGAUCUGCUUCCUGUUGAGGCGAGGUUCUAAGUCUGCUCUGUUGAUGGGGCUACCAUGAACCACGGGAACGGGAUGUUGAACUCUGUCAAGGUGGAGAGCCGGCCAUCAGUGGUUGCUACCAAUGGCCAGCCUAGGCCGAUGGAUGUGCUCCAUGACGGCGGCCCACCACCGUUCCUUACCAAGACGUACGACAUGGUUGAUGACCCAACCACGGACGCCGUUGUGUCAUGGAGCGCCACUAGCAAUAGCUUCAUAGUUUGGGAUCCUCAUAUCUUUGGGACGGUGCUGCUGCCAAGGUAUUUCAAGCACAACAACUUCUCCAGCUUCGUUCGGCAGCUCAAUACUUAUGGCUUCAGAAAGGUGGAUCCUGACAGAUGGGAAUUUGCUAAUGAAGAGUUUCUGAGAGGUCAGAGGCACCUUCUCAAAAACAUUAGGCGGCGGAAACCUCCACACUCAUCUCCAAAUCAGCAAUCUCUUGGCUCUUACCUUGAGGUAGGGCACUUUGGGUAUGAAGAAGAGAUUGAUCAGCUGAAGAGGGACAAACAGCUCUUGAUGACUGAAGUAGUGAAGCUAAGGCAGGAGCAGCAAAAUACAAAGUCAGACCUACAGGCCAUGGAAGAGAAAUUACAAGAUACUGAGCAGAAGCAACAGCAGAUGAUGGCAUUCAUGGCUCGAGUCAUGCAGAACCCUGAUUUUAUGCGUCAACUGAUCUCCCAGCGCGAGAUGAGGAAGGAGCUUGAGGAUGCCAUCUCAAAGAAAAGAAGGCGCCGCAUUGUUCAGGGACCUGAAGCUGAUAGCAUGGGCACUGGUUCUAGCCUGGAGCAAGGGUCUCAGGUAGUGUUUGAACCACUGGAGCCGGUGGAAUCACUUGCCAAUGGUGUGCCAUCUGAUCUGGGAAGUUCAUCUGUGGAGGCAAAGGGUUUCGAGGUCCAACAAGGUGUUUCUUCAUGUGGCUCUGAGCGUCUUAAUGGCAAGCCAACUGCAGAGUUAAAUGAUGAUUUCUGGGAGGACCUUCUGCAUGAGGGGGGACUCGGUGCAGGUAAUGCAGUUGGUCAGGAUGAUAUGAAGAUGUAGUCUCAGAAGGUAGCCUGCCUCAACUGAAAGAACAUGGAUCCAGACAUUAGCGGUACUUGUUUUAUCACAAUGGCUCCGAGUAUCUUUACCAUUAUAUGCUCGUGUAUCACAGUUUUGUACCCGAUUCGACCCUUCAGUCAAUGAGAUGCUAUAUCAACUGUGGUUGUUAAUACAGUCUUCAGCAUGCGGAUGGAAGUUGGAUUAAGAUGUUCCUAUGGUAUCUCUGGAUACCAUAGUUUGUUUUCUUUUGGCCUACUGCCCGACCCUGUUACCGUGGACAAUGUUUGUGCAAACAACAUGGUUAUGUUGCCUGCAGGCUAUCAGUGUAUCUGUUCUAACUAAUCGCAGCGCUGGUACAGUGCAGUGGCCUGCCAAGCUGCACUAUGAGAUUGUAGGGAAAGACCAGAUAGCUUGUAUAUAUGUAAAGUGAUCCUUCUAUGUCUGCUGAUCUAUAGUAACUUAUCAUGUGCACCUUUGGUCUGUACAUAACGUAUUUAUCGCCGUAUUUUUUCCACAUCA
Sorghum bicolor (sorghum) is the source of this 2388-nucleotide messenger RNA. Its product is annotated as heat stress transcription factor A-2e. The coding region runs from base 850 to 1869 and encodes 339 amino acids. Gene Ontology annotation, molecular function: DNA-binding transcription factor activity; RNA polymerase II cis-regulatory region sequence-specific DNA binding. The transcript has 2 exons. Lineage: Eukaryota; Viridiplantae; Streptophyta; Magnoliopsida; Poales; Poaceae. The record is from RefSeq and is a predicted model, not a curated record. Gene Ontology annotation, biological process: regulation of transcription by RNA polymerase II. Gene Ontology annotation, cellular component: nucleus.